AUGAGUAAGGUGUGUAAUGAGCACACAGCCCCGUUUGUGUUCAGACAGCAGGACUUUCCUCUGAAUAACGCGCUACAGGAGGUUCUUCAUCAGGGCGCGACGCGCGCGCGGGAGCUGAGAGACGCGCAGCAGCAGCUACACGCGCUACAGGCGUCUCUGGUGGACGUGGAUCAGAGCUGCGAGUGUGUGUGUUCUGCGGUGAGUCUGAAAGAGAAGCAGCUCAGCGUCGUUCACUGCGACACGGACCGGAUCCGCAGCAGCAUCAUCAGUCUGAACACACACAUCGAGUCGGUUCUGCUGGAGAACCUGUGGCUCACACACUCCGUGGAGGAGCAGCAGGAGCAGAUGCGCUCGCAGCUGGCGGAGUUCAGCUCGUAUCGAGCGGAGACUCUCGGCUUCCGGUCCGCGGUGUCGGCGCUGGAGACUCGAGCUCUCGUCCAUCAGGAGCUCCAGCAGAAACAGCAGGAGGUGUGUGUUCUGGAGGAGAUGAAGACGGAUCUGCAGAACCCCGCCGGCAGCGCAGUCCGCCAGGCACAGAAGGAAAUUGACUUUCUUAAGGCGAAUAUUCUCGAAGGCAGACGGACAUUGAGGGAGAGGAAAGCUCAACUGGAGGAGGAACAGCGAACACACACACAGCUGAGGAGAGAGAUCGAGGUAAAGCGAGCUUUAUACA
Molecule: messenger RNA, 673 nt
Organism: Rhinichthys klamathensis goyatoka
Lineage: Eukaryota; Metazoa; Chordata; Actinopteri; Cypriniformes; Leuciscidae
Product: coiled-coil domain-containing protein 122
Exons: 4
Source: RefSeq, a predicted model, not a curated record